GUCAUGGCGGCUGACAGUUUGUAAUGAGCCAACAAAAACAGACAAGAUUCUUCCAAGUUGGAUCUACAACGUUUAAACCAGGACCAGGGAUAAAAACUCAGACGGCAAAAUGCAGAUAACUUUGAAAACCUUACAACAGCAGACCUUCAAAAUCGACAUCGAUGAAGAGGAGACGGUGAUGACAUUAAAGGAGAGGAUUGAACAGGAGAAAGGGAAGGACCAUUUUUCAGUGGGUGGGCUGAAGCUGAUAUAUGCUGGUAAAGUCCUCAGCGAUGACACAGCGCUCAAAGAAUACAAAAUUAAUGAGAAGAACUUUGUGGUCGUCAUGGUGACAAAGCCUAAAACAGCCUCAGCCGCCCCACAGCCCUCACCUGCCACUUCAGCUCCCGCAGCACCUCCCGCCUCAUCGUCUAGCUCUGAGAACACAUCAGAGCGCGCCUCCACAGAUGAGAAACCAGAGGAAAGAAGGUCUUCGACCGCUGAACCGGCUCCCACCCCUGUCGGAAGCUCCGAGGCUUCAACAAACACAAACCUGAUCGAUGAGGCAGUUUCGAAUCUAGUGACAGGCGCAUCAUAUGACGCCAUGGUGAACGAGAUGAUGCUCAUGGGCUACGAGAGAGAGCAGGUGGUAGCGGCUCUCAGAGCGAGCUUCAACAACCCAGACAGAGCCGUGGAGUACCUGCUUACAGGUAUUCCCGGCAGAGAUCCGGGCCACGCACCAGGACCUGAUGCGGUGGUGCCCCCAGCGAGUGUUUCUGCUGCGCCCAUAGGCGGUAUUAGCCUCCCCACCAACACUGGCUCUUCACCAACUGCUGGGGGAGGCAAUCCCCUGAGUUUCCUAAGAAACCAGCCCCAGUUCCAUGUGAUGAGACAGCUGAUCCAGCAGAACGCCGCCCUCCUUCCCGCCCUGCUGCAGGAGAUCGGCAGGGAGAACCCCGAGCUGCUGCAGGAGAUCAGCAGCCACCAAGAGCAGUUCAUCCAGAUGCUGAAUGAACCUAAUCCAGAGGCGGGGCCGGCGGGUGAUACACCCGGCGGGAGUCACAUGAGCUACAUCCAGGUUACGCCACUGGAGAAGGAGGCCAUUGAGAGGCUAAAAGCUUUAGGAUUUCCAGAGGGACUCGUUAUACAAGCCUACUUUGCUUGUGAGAAGAACGAGAAUCUGGCCGCCAACUUCCUUUUACAACAGAACUUUGAGGAUGAUUAAAUCAUCAGUUUGACUUAUUUCUUAUUUCUUCCUCUACUUUUUGAUUGCUACAUAUGUGUGUACAACAAGCCUUUUACAUUUCCAAAAACAAAGUUUUAUUCACCACUUCCACAUUCACCUUUUGUUAAUAACACUGGAUCGUUAUCAGCUGGUGUACAAGGACAGGUUUUUGUUUAUCAGUUCGAAAUGGAGGAACAAUUAAAGUACAGUAACUUUGCAUCAGAAAUCACCUGUGUGCUAUUGAUCUUUUUUUUUUUUUUUUUUUUAAAUACUUUAGUUAAUCAAUAUUGUUUGCAGUAUGUGUCACAUUAAAGGUGAGGUUCAGGGUCGGUAUUCACGCACUCUUAUUCUUCUGUUUUUGAAGUUGACCAGUAAAAGAUUUGAAAAAUUAAAGUUGGGCACAACAAACAUGUAUGGCACUAGUUAUUUUUCUAUUUAACAUCCAUAUCUGCAUGUUAAUCAACAGGGAAUGUGGGCAGGAGCUGUUGUAAUGUUAUCUGAACUGCAAGGCAUCAUAUGUGAAGGCAUUGUAACAUGUAUAUAGUUUACAUACAUGUGUUAGGGUUUAGUGACAAUGUCAUUUUUACAGAAAAAUAAAAGUUUUCAAAAUAAA
Epinephelus lanceolatus (giant grouper) is the source of this 1817-nucleotide messenger RNA. RefSeq names its product RAD23 homolog B, nucleotide excision repair protein (gene rad23b). Gene Ontology annotation, cellular component: nucleoplasm; cytosol. Lineage: Eukaryota; Metazoa; Chordata; Actinopteri; Perciformes; Serranidae. Gene Ontology annotation, biological process: nucleotide-excision repair; proteasome-mediated ubiquitin-dependent protein catabolic process. Gene Ontology annotation, molecular function: ubiquitin binding; polyubiquitin modification-dependent protein binding; proteasome binding. The record is from RefSeq and is a predicted model, not a curated record.